Camelina sativa (false flax) is the source of this 1629-nucleotide messenger RNA. NCBI's taxonomy places the organism in Eukaryota, Viridiplantae, Streptophyta, Magnoliopsida, Brassicales, Brassicaceae. The record is from RefSeq and is a predicted model, not a curated record.
UGAGUUUAUUUGCCUUAUUCAUAACUUCUUGCUGAGUUGAACCAAACGUACUCCAAACAAUGGAACUCAACUGUGUUCAAUUUCUUCGAAACAAGACGAUACUUGUCACCGGCGCUACCGGUUUCCUUGCCAAGGUUUUUGUGGAGAAAAUUCUGAGAGUACAACCAAAUGUGAAGAAGUUGUAUCUUUUGGUGAGAGCAUCGGACAACGAAGCUGCGACUAAACGCUUACGCACAGAGGCUUUUGAAAAAGAUCUUUUUAAGGUGUUGAGAGAGAAUCUUGGCGAUGAGAAAUUGAAUAGAUUGUUGUACGAAAAAAUUGUCCCGAUCCCAGGUGAUAUCGCGACGGAUCAUUUAGACAUAAAUGACUCCGAUCUUAGAGAACGUAUGCAAAAAGAAAUUGAUAUUGUCGUCAAUGUUGCAGCCACAACAAACUUUGACGAGAGAUACGAUGUUGGCCUUGGGAUCAACACAUUUGGAGCUCUCAACGUCCUUAACUUUGCCAAAAAAUGUGAUAAAGCUCAAUUGUUUCUCCAUGUCUCUACUGAUUAUCAGAAUGGAAUGAAAUAUAAUUUGAUGUUUAGGGCAAAGCUUCAUGGAUGGCCAAACACAUAUGUUUUCACCAAAUCGAUGGGAGAGAUGCUUCUUGGUAACCAUAAAGAAAAUCUUCCUCUCGUCAUCAUCCGUCCUACCAUGAUCACUAGCACUUUUUCAGAACCAUUUCCCGGAUGGAUCGAAGGAUUAAGAACCGUAGACAGCGUGAUUAUCGCAUACGGAAAGGGAGUGCUCAAGUGUUUUCUUGUCGAUGUAAACUCAGUUUGCGAUAUGAUACCAGUGGAUAUGGUUGCAAACGCAAUGAUCACGUCUGCAGCCACACACGCUGGAGGUUCAGGGGUUCACAUGGUGUACCAUGUCGGUUCAUCUCAUCAGAACCCAGUGACAUUUGGAGAGAUUCAUGAGAUUGCGGUUCGUUACUUCACCAAAAACCCUUUGCGUAGUCGCAGUACAGGCUCGCUCAUAGCCGUCUCCAAACUGAGGUUCAUAUCAACCAUGGGUUUGUUCAGCCUCUACAUGACCUUACGUUACAAACUACCUCUCCAGUUAUUAAAAUUGAUUGAUAUAAUAUACCCUUGGAGAAAAGGAGAUAAAUACGGAGACAAGAACCGUAAAAUAGAGUUGGUGAUGAGAUUGGUAGAGCUUUACGAGCCUUACGUACUCUUCAAGGGCAUAUUCGACGAUAGAAAUACUAAGAGCUUAUGCGCCAACCAAAAGGAAGAGGAGAGCCAAAAUUCAGAAAAAAUGAUGUUUGAUUUCGACCCAAAAGUCAUUAACUGGGGAGAUUAUCUCACAAGUAUACACAUUCCUGGUCUCAUCACUCAUGUGCUUAAAAAAUAAAACCACAUGCAAAAAAAUUAUUAAGUUCUGCAUGUAUCACCAAUAAGACACUCUCCCUGAUGGGAACAAAUAUAUAUAUUUAUUUAUUUGUACUGUAAACGUAAUUCUUUAAAAAUAAAACAUAAUUUCUGCUUUUCCAUCAAUGGAAAGUACUAUUUAUUUGAUAAUACUAAGUAUGAUACAUAUUUUGUAAGAAAUAAGUAAGGUUUGUUUCUUAUACAAUCUUAUUGUGGUU